GUAAGGGCGCUCGGCGAGCCCAUCUCUCCUCGAAUGAAAGGAAACAACCCCCGGCGACAGAACCCCGCUCUUCGGCUGUGCCGAAGAACCGACGCCCGCCUUCCUCGUCUUCCCUCGUGGGCGCUGUCCUCCCGUCGCCCGCCCAUCGGGCCAGGCUGCAUUUCUUGAGGCUUAAAGUGGCAUUCUAAAAGCAGUUUAAAAAUCAUGUCAAGCUCAGUUGAACAGAAAAAAGGGUCUACAAGACAGCGCAAAUGUGGCUUUUGUAAGUCAAAUAGAGACAAGGAGUGUGGACAGUUACUAAUAUCUGAAAACCAGAAGGUGGCAGCACACCAUAAAUGCAUGCUCUUUUCAUCUGCUUUGGUGUCGUCACAUUCCGAUAAUGAGAGUCUUGGUGGAUUUUCUAUUGAAGAUGUCCAAAAGGAAAUUAAAAGGGGCACAAAGCUGAUGUGUUCUUUGUGCCAUUGUCCUGGAGCAACAAUUGGCUGUGAUGUGAAAACCUGCCACAGGACAUACCACUACCACUGUGCAUUGCAUGAUAAAGCUCAGAUCCGAGAGAAACCUUCACAAGGCAUUUACAUGGUUUAUUGUCGAAAACACAAGAAAACGGCACAUAACUCUGAAGCUGAUUUAGAAGAAAGUUUUAAUGAGCAUGAACUGGAGCCCUCAUCUCCAAAGACUAAGAAGAAAAGUCGCAAAGGAAGACCAAGGAAAACUAAUUUUAAAGGGCUGACAGAAGACACCCGAUCUACAUCUUCCCAUGGAACAGACGAAAUUGAAAGUAGUUCCUAUCGGGAUAGAUCUCCACACAGGAGCAGUCCUAAUGACACUAGGCCUAAAUGUGGAUUUUGCCAUGUAGGGGAGGAAGAAAAUGAAGCAAGAGGGAAGUUGCAUAUAUUUAAUGCCAAGAAGGCAGCUGCACACUAUAAAUGCAUGUUGUUUUCUUCUGGCACUGUCCAGCUCACAACAACAUCAAGAGCAGAAUUUGGAGAUUUUGAUAUUAAAACUGUACUUCAGGAGAUUAAACGAGGAAAAAGGAUGAAAUGCACACUUUGCAGUCAGCCUGGUGCAACUAUUGGAUGCGAAAUAAAAGCCUGUGUUAAAACCUACCAUUAUCACUGUGGAGUACAAGACAAAGCAAAAUACAUUGAAAAUAUGUCACGAGGAAUUUACAAACUAUAUUGUAAAAACCAUAGUGGAAAUGAUGAGCGAGAUGAAGAAGAUGAGGAGCGAGAGAGUAAAAGCCGGGGAAGAUUAGCGAUUGAUCAGCAACUAACCCAGCAGCAGCUUAAUGGAAACUAGGUUCCUGGGACAGAGAGAGUUAGAAAACUGAGAAUAAGACAUCUGUAACUCCUAUGCUUUUUUGCUUUUCACUCUUUUCUAAAUUAAAAAAAAAAAGGGUUUGUAACUUUUUACUGCCCCACUCUUAGAUCCUUUAUUGAACUGCCGGAAAAACCCCUUGUUUGUUUUCUGAGCCUCACUAGAUGGCCGAAUUUGACAUAUUGAUAUUAUGUAGCUGUAGUUUGCAGUUUCUGGGAAGCAAUCGAAACACUAUUAACCAUGUGUAUACUGUCAGCAGUUAAAACAGACAUCGGAUGAAGUAAACUGUAUGUCUGGACUGAACAAAGUUCUGCUACUUAGGAUGUUUAAGUUUGUAGUGGAUCCAUGCUCAAAGGAAACCGGAAGCAAGUUGUACUUCACCAUGCAAGCACGCCUCUGGUGGCGACACCUGGUAACUUGUGAACCUUUUUUUUCAUACUCAAGCAAUGGAAACUACAAAUGAAAAGAACCUUCUUUUUAUCUUGGCUUCCACAGCAAAUGUUAAACGUUUCUUCCAAGAAGUGUGCUGAAGCCUUCCUUUUUAGAGUCGUUCUCACUGAUCAGGCAUGGACUCUGGGCAACUGGGGAUGAGAAGCUCUGAGCUCUAGCGCAUCUUCCAAAAUUCUCUUGUCAGUACACCUUUCUGUGCUGUACAGAGAACUUCUGGCAAAAUAAUCUUUGACAGCAGCCAAUUAAACCUCUGUGAGAUUAAAGAGGUUACCAAUGCGCUAAGGACUUUGGACACCAUGUCCAAAAUGAGUUCCUGUCAAGUGCCCUGUUGUGUGGAACACUUCACAUCCUGGUCCAAAGUAUAUCAGGAGGUCUCCUGUGCUAACAGAUUAUAAAGAAAAAGAAAAAAGGCUUUGAGGAAAACAGUAUUUAUUUUUGGUUUUGUGACCACUAUUUUAGAAACUUUAUUUAAUGCUUUCAGUCAUUGGUUUGCUUACAUAUUGAAUAGGCUUUUGUGCCCUGCUUUCUUCUAGGGCUCGGAAGUGUUUCUUAAUCACCAGGUUUUUAGAAAGGAUUUCCACUGGCGUCUCUCGCUAGUGGCGCUCUUCCACUUACCUGCUGAAGCACAUUUAUAUAUUUCUUUAUGGCAAAGCCAAAAAAAAUAGUUGUGGUCUGCCUAAUAUUACCAUAGCACCUCAGUAUGAAAGGUAGGGAUUCUGAGCUCUGAAUUAUUAGUUAACCUACCACAAUGACCAGAUUUGCAAAUAACAACAUACUAACUUGACUGUACAUUGAUCUUUUCUGCAGCUGGUUGAACAGCAUUUUUAAAUGUAACAGGUGGAAAAUUACACUGUGCUUAUUGACUGAAUUUUUAAACUGCUAGUCCCUUAAGAUCAUGUUUGUUAAAAUGUGUACUUACACAUUUACUUAAAUCAAGGGACUCGAUGCUUGCUUUAUUUUAACCAUCUUUUAUUGUUAUUUUAGAAGGAAACUAGCUUUAGUAGUGGAUUGCCUUGUACGUCUUCUCCUUUUGCUCUUAAUAUGCCAUGAUGUGUAUGUGAUUAAUUUUCAAGGUUCAUCAUGACUUGAAGUGCAAGGACAGAUCUCAGUUUGUUUACCAAGCGAUGUGACUUUUUCCAAAGGAUCUGUACUUUAUUUCCUUAUAACAGCUUGAAAACAUUAUUUUUUAAAUCUUUAAAUCACUGUGUCUAGGUAAUUUUUACAUUGUGUGCCAUAGAACUUACCCAUGGAGAAAUAGAGCUCCUUCAUUUUUGGACAACUACUGUAAUGAAUUUUUUAAGAAAAAUGGAAGGUGCCAGGGGUAAUUAUGGCCAGUCAAUAAUUAUAUACAGGACUUCAAAUACUAUAGCUGUCAGUUGAUGGAUUUGAUAUGUAGUAAAUGUAUGACUUUGUAUGGGUUUUUUAGCCCUUUCUCUGCCACUAGCAACCAGAAAAGCACUUUACCUUUUGGUUGGUUAGAUAAGUGGCUGACUACCUGUUUUUCUCACUGUGGUGUGAUUGGCUAAAUAACCUUCAUUUAAAACUGAAGUCACAUUAAAAACUCAUGUUUGGGUGUAAACUUCCAAUAUUUUGAUUCUUUGUUUCUGUUUUCAUUCUAUGCUGAGUAAAAGUGCCUUACAAUGUAAAAAUUGUACAGUACUUGUGUUCCCAAGUAGCAUCUUCAUCACCUGGCUAGUAAUUACAUUGUGGUAUUAAUAUUUAGAUAAAUGGACCUCAGCAGUGUAUUUACUGUACAUCUCUUAAGUCCUUAACUGUAGUUUUAAUAAGCAUGACAUUAUUUGGUAAAUAUAUGGCAUUUACAUCAUUUCCAAAAAUACUGCCAUGGCUGUCUUAUGCGUAUUUUAGCCUGAAAUUUUGAUGCGUCUUUUUUCUCCUGUUUUUUCUUUGUUUUAUUCUUUUUUUGUCAUUAUUAAUAUUAAAACGUGUAAUCUUUGCAAGCGUAUAUUGAAGAUUAUUCUGGUGCGUUUAUUGCCUUACCAGAAACGUUAGUAGGAAAUGUUCUUUAGAGUAGAAGGGUAGACUUGAGUUUCUAUACUUUAAUAAGUUCCUGGGGGGAGGGGGUGUUUUACUUUCAUCUCAUUGUUUAAAAACCCACACCUGAAGUAAAUUUCAUUUCAAGGAUCAGCAGUUUCAAACUUGAGGUGGUACUUGUUCAGUAUAUACUACUCAAGAUACUAACAGAACGUGAUCUAUAUACAUCUGCUAUUGAAUCGAAUCUAUGUACUUGAACAAAUGUGUGAAUCUCAAAUAUCUCAAAGCAAAAGUGUUGUAGAAUGUUGUUGCUUUUUGAAAAAGCACUGAAGUUAGACCAAGGCACAGUUUUGUUUUAACAGACAUUUAAGUUAAUUGUAAAGAUAAGGAAUGCUUCAUGGGUCAAAAAUCAAACAUUCCUCACAUGUUAUGUAUAUUUUGUUCCUGUUAUAUUGGCUUUAUUUUCAAAAUUGUAGUUCGUAGUAUUAGUUUCCUUUUAUUGGUAUUCUUGCAUAUCCGUUCAAUAAAUAAGUUCUGAAUUUCAGAUCUGUGUGUUUUUUUGUAAGAGCGUGUAUCCACGGUUGUUUGGUAAUAACAGUAGUGCUUUCUUUGUUUGUUCACUCUCUCUUUACUCCAAGUGAAAUACAAAAAUGUAGUAUGUUUAAUCGUUUGAAGAUAAACCAAUAUAGGAGGAGGGCUAGAGAGGGAGUUCAGUGGUCGGGAUCGGCCAGCAUACUCUCGGCCCUGAGUUCAGUCCCCUGGUGUGAUGCAUACCUCAAAAGCAGUUGGACUAGAAGAGUCUGGUUGAAAACGAAUGUGAACAGUUUGGAGUUUGACAAUAUAAAGAUGGCAUCAUGCAGAGGAACAGCAACCUUUUAAAGACAAUAGAGUCGCAUUCUGUCUUGGUCCUUCUAAUACAUGGUUCAGAUCCCCAAUACAAGUCCGCUGCCACCAAGUCAGUUUGUAAACUCUGCAAAUGAACACAUCAAAACACCCAGUACAGAUUAGCUGACAAGUAAUGGUCAUUCAGCUAUUCUACCUGCUUACUACUGGAACUUUGCUCGUGUGUUGAGCUUGAUCCUACCCAGGUCAGGAAUCAAAACUUCAAUUCAUGGACUGUAUGUCUCCCAUAUGUAGUUUCUAACCCUGCAUUCUUAUGGAGGGAUAGCUGAAACGUACAAUGAUGUGCUUUUCUACAAAUGCUACCUACUGGUUCCUGGCACAAGUUUGUCUCUAUGUAUUUAAAAUCCAUGA
Microtus oregoni (creeping vole) is the source of this 5013-nucleotide messenger RNA. RefSeq names its product PHD finger protein 6. The record is from RefSeq and is a predicted model, not a curated record. Bases 205 to 1299 code for a protein of 364 amino acids. The transcript is spliced from 11 exons. NCBI's taxonomy places the organism in Eukaryota, Metazoa, Chordata, Mammalia, Rodentia, Cricetidae. Gene Ontology annotation, cellular component: nucleus.